UUGCAGAAGCUGCAGGUGAGAGACGGGAAUAGAAAAAGUGAAGACCUUCCUCUGGGGAAUGGAUGAUGAGCUUUGUCUUGUUGUGCAAAACGGUCUUCUCGAUAUGGAUGCCGAUAAUCAAUCGGAAUGGAGCGCUACUCAGAAAAAGAACGCCCAAUUGAAUCAGCGCGCAAUGCAUGUGCUUCAAUCGGCAAUGUUGCCGGAGGAAGCCGAUAAGGUCGAGCAUUGCGAGACAGCGGGAUAUCUGGACUUCCCUGGAAAGCACCUAUGAAGGUUGCCUUAUCAGCAGACCAGAGAAACAAGUGCAGGUUUGCAGAAUAAAGAUCCACAAGCAUGUUACAAAUGCGGAAAGAGUGGACACAUCAGAUCAAACUGCCCCCUGACACUUAAGGCAAAAGAAAAAGUCAUGAUGGCCUCAUGGAGUGACUAUGAAUCUGAGUUAGAGAAUGAGCAUGCCGAUGAAGAAGCCUUCAUGGCUUUCUCCUUGGAUCCUGAAGGUAAAUCUUCUAGACCAACUACUGAAUGUUCUUUUAAAACAGCUACUAUCAAGGUAAAGUCAGCCUCCGAAUCAUCCAUGGUAAAUUCUAACAAUUUCCUGUCUGCUCUAAAAAACCUAGAAGAUGAGUGUCGCAGCUUAAAAGUUAAGUAUUGUUGUCUUCAGUAAGAGGUUCGUAAAAAGACUGCUGAUGUCGUCAACCUUACUCGAACCACGGAGUUAAACAACAUUAAGAUUGUUGAGUUGCAACGUGAAAAUGUGGUCCUUAGAAUGGACAAGAAUCAUCUAUAUAUGUUGUUAGAACAUAGAUCAUCUUAUGCUUCUUCCUCUUGUGACAAAACAACUAGUAUGUCAGCAUUUAAAGAACCUAACAAAGUCAUAAAGCACCUUACAAGUCAAUCUCGGUUCCAUUCUGCUAAGGUUGUUAGUAGAAGAGUAAAUCAUUCCACAUCGAAUGUCAAUCACAACCAUAUGCAUAACAGGUUGCAUUGUGAUAAGAAGAAGACCAAUCUUAGACCUAAUCAAUCUCGUCAUAAUAGCUAUAACAAGGUUGGUUUAUUAAACUGUUUUACAUGCUUACAACCUGGUCAUGUUAGUAGAAAUUGUCAUAAAGCUAUUCCUCGGUAUUCAUGGCAUUGGAAACCCAUACUCAAACAAGUUUGGGUUAAAAAACAAACUGAUAUUUGAGAUUUCAGAAGUUGCGAUUGGGAGCUGAAGGAAGCCAUAGGCUUCUCAACAAUGAGAGCUCCUACCAUAUGUUAAGUAAGACGUUAAAUUUCUGCUGCAAUUUUUUUUCUUUAUGUUGCUAGCGCACGAUAACUCUUAGGAUUGGUUGGAUUGUGCUUGAUCUUAGGGGGAGACUAAGACUAGAAUUCUCUAUGUUUUAUAUCUGGAUUUUAAUGAUUUGAUUGUUGAUUCUUGAUGAUAUUUUCUGUCUUACUCAUAUGGUGAUUAACUAUUGGUUCUGAGUUUUGAUCUUUAUGCUUUAGCUUAUUUGCAAUACAGUAUUGGUAAUGCAUUUGGUCUUGAAUGAUUUUAUUCUUACAAAUGAGUUGUUGUGCCAAUCUAGGAGUCAUGUCUAAUGUCUUCUAUUGUGAGACUCAGCUCGUGGAGUAUUGCAUAAUUAGGAGGGUGAAGUGAUUAACUAGAGUCUUUAGCUAAGUGAGAUUUAGAAGUCUAAGUAAAGUCUCAUUCUGUAAGUUGUGUUUCCUUCUAUCAGGAACCUUGUGUCUCUUUUGCUUAAAAUCAAGGGGGAGAAAUAUGGAACACUUAGUUUUUAUGUGAUUUUGAUCAAAGUAAAGGAUUUAGUCCAAGAUGUUUCUUACGGAUCAGCUUUAAGGGGAGCAAAACUGAAUGCUGGUGUUUAUGUCACUUUGCUAACAUUUUAAGAUCAUGAGGCUAGAAUUUAGGAAGAGCAUGUUAAGUAAUCCAACAAAUUGAUUGUUGAAUA
This is a messenger RNA of Linum trigynum, 1946 nucleotides long. The record is from the annotation of a GenBank genome assembly. NCBI's taxonomy places the organism in Eukaryota, Viridiplantae, Streptophyta, Magnoliopsida, Malpighiales, Linaceae.